Molecule: messenger RNA, 1716 nt
Organism: Peronospora matthiolae
Lineage: Eukaryota; Oomycota; Peronosporomycetes; Peronosporales; Peronosporaceae
Source: the annotation of a GenBank genome assembly
AUGGAAAAGGUGGUUCUGCCCAACGGUGAAGAGCGUGAGAUCGAAAUCAAGAACGCGCUAUAUGUUCCAAGUAUGAGCAAGAAUCUGCUCUCGGUGCCACAGAUUAACAGCCAUGGCAAGUUUCAAGUCGUGUUUGACGGGUCCAAGAUGUAUGUGACUCUCAAGAACUCACAGCAAGUGGUGGCGACAGCGGAUCUCGUGGAUGGACUCUACUGGCUUCGGACGACUCAACGAUCAGCGAAUGUGACAACAAGUGGAACCAGUUGUGCCGAUCUACAUGCGAGAAUGGGUCAUGCUCCAGUCGAUGUACUUCGCAAGAUGAUCGCGACCAACAUGAUCAAGGAUGUGCGAGUCCCUCUCAAGUCGGGUGGAGCAACUACAUGUCGAGGAUGUCAACAAGGGAAAAUGGUCCAAAAACCAUUUCCAAGCAACCGAGACAAGCGCAGCUACGAUACGUUUGAGCUACUUCAUCUGGACAUCUGCGGGCCCAUGGAAAAGGAUUCGCUCGGUGGCAGCAAAUAUUUGCUGCUGAUCAUCGACGAAGCCAGUGGAUGCAUGAAGGGCUUUUGUCUACGAGUGAAGUCCGAGAGUGAAGACUACAUCCGGAAAUAUAUCACCAUGGUACAGACGCAAUUCUGUAAGAAGGUCAAGUUCGUGCGACACGACGGAGCUCGCGAGUUUGCAACCAACUCGCUUCAACUGUUCUACGAAGACGAAGGCAUUGAACAGCAGACAACGGUGCCGUAUGCACAUCAAACAAACGGAACAGCAGAGCGUGCCAUUAGGACUAUUGUCACGAUCGGCCGCAGCAUGCUUCAUCAUGCCAAACUGGACAAGUAUUUCUGGGCCGAAGCAGCGAUGACGGCCAUCUACGUCAAGAAUCGACUGCCGUCACCUAAAGUCGUGCACAAGACCCCGUUUGAGAUCGUCUACAACUUGAAACCAAGCGUCAAGCACAUGCGAACAUUCGGGUGUCAGACAUACAUACUGACGCCUAAAGAGAAUCGACUCAAGUGGGAUCCAAAGGCUCGCGCUGGCAUAUUCGUGGGCUACGAAGAAGUUUCGAAGGCAUAUCGUGUUUAUGACAUCGAGGCGGGGCAGGUGGUUAUCAGCCGCGAUGUCAACUUCGACGAGUCCACCUUUGGACUUCAACUGCCGAUCACUGAUGAAGAUGUCGAUGACCUGGACUUCGAAUUGCUGGAUCUUGAUGACGAAGAGCUGCGUCAAAUGGAGUACAAGCAAACAGGCAAGCGCAAGAACCGACUCAAUGAUGAAGAUACAGCAGCUCCACGACCGCGUGCAGUGCGUCAACGACCAGGACUAGAAGAGUCAAGCGCGCCGGAAAACAACUCGUCACGACAAGAAGAAGACGAAGAAACGAAGGAUUCUGGUGAUUCAACACCGCCUGUGUUUUGGCGUGCGAGUGCAAAUGCCGUUGAAGCAGCAGUGGACUUAUCAGAACCCUCAACAUUUGAAGCAGCAGUAAGCGGCCCUGACCAAGUGCACUGGAGAAAAGCAAUUCAUGCAGAGCUCGAGUCAAUGCGACUUCGCGGUGUGUUUCGUGCAGCCAAGCUGCCCAACGGACAACGCGCCAUUGGCACAAAAUGGGUGUUCAAGAUCAAGCGCAAGGCGGAUGGGUCAAUCGAGAAGUACAAGGUGAUGAACUUUAGACUUCUUGGUCCGAGUGCAAAACGCAAAGUGAAUAUAUAUUUAUAA